Messenger RNA from Wyeomyia smithii (pitcher-plant mosquito), 1392 nucleotides. Its product is annotated as post-GPI attachment to proteins factor 2-like. Gene Ontology annotation, biological process: GPI anchor biosynthetic process. Lineage: Eukaryota; Metazoa; Arthropoda; Insecta; Diptera; Culicidae. The transcript has 3 exons. The record is from RefSeq and is a predicted model, not a curated record. Gene Ontology annotation, cellular component: Golgi membrane; endoplasmic reticulum membrane. The coding region runs from base 177 to 965 and encodes 262 amino acids.
UUUCAUUAUCAUCCACUGACAGUUGCUUGCAAAGUUUGUUGUAAUCGUUUGUAGAAUAGAGCCCGUUCAAAUGGAAAAUGUAGUUAGCGGAGAUUAGUGCUUUUCGUGUGUGUCUAGAAAAUAUGACCCCCCGAGAAAUUUUCUCAAAUUAGCUGUAACUGAAAAGCUGAUUCAAAAUGCUGCCUCAGUACGAGCUUAUUGGGUCUAGCGCAUCGGAGCUGACUGGCGCCCGUAGUACCUUUCGGAUUCGCUUCGGUAGGCUGGCAGUCAUUACGGUGAUGUUUCCGGUUCUUGGAUUUCUUUUUUGCGUUGUAUGGUCCUUGUUGUACAACUUUGACCAGGCUAAUUCAACCCACUGUAUGGUAUACAAUUUUCUGCCUUCGCUGUCAGCCGCUAUCGGAAACUACCAGCCUCAGCGAUUUGUCUGGCAAUUUUCUGUUUUAAUUCAUGCCCUACCUAGGUACGCGAUUGCAUUUUUGUACAAAGACUUCCAUGUCGGUCUACUACGGAAACGACGAAAGGAACUUGCCUAUGUGGCUUGUUUUCUUAACAUCACCGAACUUAGCUCUCUGGUCGGGCUAACAAUGUGGACCUCUGUUUCUAAUUACGAGGUGCACAAAUUCUGCUUUAGCACUUUUGUGAUCGUUUCAAUGCUGUACAUGGUGGUGCUAAUAGUAAUAAACCGUGCAACUCGUGAGGGGGACAUGAUGACCGCUUCAGAACGCAAGUCAAUUAAAUUCAAGAAGAGAUUGUUUUUGGCAAAUCUCUUAUCGAUUCUACUAGCUGUAUAUUUCUUUGUCAGGCACAAUACUUACUGCGAACCGGGAGUCUAUUCGUUAUUUGCUCUAAGCGAAUACGUCUUCGUCUACAGCAAUAUUGGCUUCCACAUGACGGCUUACUGGGAUUUUAUCAACGCAAAUCUGUACUUUGACUGGAGAACUGGCAUCCACUUUUCGGGUAUCUAAAAUCGUCUAAGUAAAUAGUAUAGUAGUUUUUUACCAAUGAUCUAUGAUAACACCGUAAGAAAGUAUGUUAGCAUCUAAGUAGGCAUUAUUGUAGUAUUGAAUACUUAUCAAUUAGUAAUUGCAAUCAGUUUACUGGAAAAUUACUAGAGCUGGUAUUACCAUAUACACAUGCUAGAUUUUUUAAUUGUUUUAUGGUUACAGUUCGUGUAUCACUUAUUUUGUUUUCUGUCUGCCUCAACGUAAACAUGCUGAAAGUCAUACGUUUUAGAACAGUUAAAACUUUGCUGUUUAUCAAACAGAAUAAAUGCCAACAAGGAAUUAAUUUACAAUUUCUUCAGUACUUUUAUUAACAGAAGAUGACCACACUCUUUGUGGCUAUUUUAUACCAAAUACUUCGAAUUAAAAAGUUUUGUUAGAGAAAAAAGAA